AUGGCUUCCAAGAGAAGCGCUUCAGCUUCUUGUCUGCGUCUUGCUGCAAUUAGUUGUUUUUUGGUCGGCGCCUUCCAAAAUUUGACCUUCAGCAUCCCAAAGCAGAUAGAGGAAAGCGACCAAAACAAAGGCAUCAGUCCCGCCCAAUACCUGAAAGAUGUGAGCAACAGAGCAGAACUCUACCGAAAGAGCGACGCGGUUGCUGGGCGAGAGGAGUUUGUGAAGACAUUGAAUGAGGCAGUGCGGUUGAGCUAUCCGUUGCUAUGGGAAAGUCUGGUUUGCACCUUGUCAUUGGGGGCAAGUCCCUCGGAAAGACCAAAAUUGUGCAGACCGUUGUUGACAAUGCUGAUGCGUCUCCCGAGCAAAGCCCAGUCAACGGAUGCAUUGGAAUGUUUGCAAGAAGAAGCUAAGCGAAGAUGGACCGCAAAGAAUUUGCCAUUCGGGGCAGAGCGGCUGGUUGCCGCCGGUUCUGCAGUUCUUGGAGCACUUGGCAAAGCGAACUUAAAGAAGAGUGACGAUGAGGAGAUAGGAGAGGGUGCAGUGGAAACUCUUCUCUCUUUGUUUCUCAACAUCACCAAGCCCGAGGAGUUCAUCAAGGCUUUUGUUGCGGCAACAAUGGCUGCAGAGAAGGUUCCAGUCAUGAUUGUUGAUGAAGCCAACAUCGCCUUUCCCAAUGGUAACGGUGGGAAUGGGAAUGGCAGAAGAGAAGCAGCUUACAGAGCGCUCGCAACCUUUGUGGCGCUGACAAAGGAGCAGGGGAAAGCGUCUGUUAUUCUGGUUGCCUCUGACUAUGCUUUCCCAUUGGGACUACAAGCUCUUGGCUUCAACAAGUAUGAUGCUCUCAAUACGAUUGUAGCUCCGGAGGUUGGAGAGAAGCCUAUGCUUUUUUUGCUGCAAGAGUGGGGUUUGUCUCACGACUUGGCACAGGUUGCGUGGGUCGGAACUGUGCGCGUGCAAUACCAUGUGAAAUCGGAAUAUGGCAAAUGCUUUUGUGUUGUGGGCUGGCAGGAGUUCUAUGAGACCUUCGGUGGAAACGUUUUUUUGUGCCACCAGGCGGUCGACAAGCUCCGUGAGCAAUUCGAGUUGGGUCAGGAGAGGCUCUUCGACCCCUUCAACGUCCGAGGCAAUGCCGGCUUAGAUGACCUCGUUGCGGAGACGGAGAGCCAGAAGGGUGCUCGCAUCAUCGCCAAGAAGAACUUCGGCGACAUCAUCGAGAGACAGACCACUACUUUCUUUGACAAAGCCUUGAAGGAAGAUAUGUUCAGAGACCCAGAUGCUGUGCGGGUUUUAAUUCCACCAACUACAUAUGCACGCAAGUGCAUCCAGCGGAUGGUGGACACGGUGAAACCAAGCAACUUGGACUUCAAAGAAAGACUUUUCUUUUGGAGCAACCUCUCGUCACUAUGCAUCACCAGACCACAAGCUGGAGCAGUGUGGGUGAGGCAACUAAAGGAGGACAGGAGUGACCAGUGCCAGUCAGUUGCUUCACCAAGGAAGCACUAUUGUAUUGGGUUCUACGAUAAAUUUAAACAAUCAUGUCUAUGCCAACUCAGCAGCAAACUGCAUGGAUUGAUGGUGGUAUUGUAA
This is a messenger RNA of Cladocopium goreaui, 1587 nucleotides long. The record is from the annotation of a GenBank genome assembly. Lineage: Eukaryota; Dinophyceae; Suessiales; Symbiodiniaceae.